AUGGCGGAGACCUCCGUGCACGGCGACAUCCACCGCGAAUCCUCUGGUGAUCGCCCGAAUCGCAGGAGCCGACCUCCUCCUCCUUUGAGCCCCAGCGAUCUCAUCGGCGCCUUGCCAAACGACGUGAUCCACCGCAUCUUCUCGUUCCUGCCCCUCCAAGACGUCGUCAAGACCAGCGUCCUCUCCAAGCGGUGGCAGUCCACUUGGACCACCAUCACCCACUUCGUCUUCAACGGAGACCGGCCUCGCAAUCACGAAACCUACUCCUUCGACUUCCUGUCCCUCGUCAACCGCGUCCUGAUCCAGAGCACCUCCCCCGCGGUGAAGAGGCUCCACGUCACCGGCUUCGUGUACGACGAAGCCAACUCGCCCAAGCUUGACUUCUGUCUCCGCUUCGCGAUGGUGCGCCGCGUGGAGGAUCUCUGCCUGGGGCUGACUGCUUCGCCGUUCUUGUACCCGCUGCCGCGGUUCGCGAGUCGCUUGAGUUGGCUGGUGCGCCUGGAGGUCUCUUACUGUUGUUUUUCGUCGGGUACUAGUAUUCGGUGGCCUUGUCUUAAGGUCUUGUCAAUAAGACAUGGGGAGUUGUGCGAUCAAUCCCUCCAGAAAAUUCUCAGGGGAAGUCCUGUUUUAGAGUCCCUCGAGUUAGACUCCUGCAAGGGCGUGAAGAACAUCAGAAUAGAUUCAACGAGUGUGAAGGACAUGCUACUCGUUCCCUCCUUGUUCUCUAACGUGGAGAAUCUUUGGGCCCCUCAUUUGCUGUCACUGCGGGUGUCGGGGUUCUCGCCACACGACUCCGUGUUCAGACUUGACGACGUAUCCUCUUUGGUCGAAGCCAACUUAUAUCUUCGUAUCUUAUAUUUUAGUAUGUCUCAUGUGGAGAGGAUACGGGACCUUUUAAAGGGACUCCUUGAGAAGUUGCGCGGAGUUCCUACACUCGCCACAGGUGGUUCGUGUUUGCAGAUUUUGUCCCAUUGGGAGAUGGAAGGAGUGCAUUCUCCAUUGUCAAAAUGUCGGAAUUUGACACUAAAUGCACCAAUCUCUCGUUGGGACCUUCCUGGGAUAGUGCACCUAUUACGAAGUUCACCAUGCCUGGAAAAAUUAGUCAUACGCCUGGCUGGCUUCACCAAUUUGCAGUUUGAGCUUGAUGAAGAAUCUAAAGAUCGUUUUAACUAUGAUGAAGAAGAUUUUUUGUGUUCAAAGAAGGGGAACUUUGAAUGUUUGGCGAAACAUCUCAGACGAGUUGAGAUCAUCGGCUUUCCAGCUAAUAGUUUUCGGUCGAAAUAUCUGCUCGCCUUGAUGAAGUUUCUUCUUGGGGAUGCACUUGUGCUGGAGAAGUUAAUUAUCAAGGCUGAAUUGCCCACACAAUAUGGACAAGAGCGCCAUCAAGACCCUGUUCUUUUGGAACUACUUGGCGUGAUGCAAGAAGUGCUCAGCUAUCGAAGAGCUUCCCGAAAUACUGAAGUUAUAUUCAAUCAUCCUUUCAAAGAGACGUCCUUUUAAAAGCAUAUGAAAAUCCAGGUUUCUAAACUUGAAUGAGCACUGUAAUGCUCAUCCCGACUUACACUCUUUUGAC
Rhodamnia argentea is the source of this 1573-nucleotide messenger RNA. Its product is annotated as F-box protein At5g03100-like. The record is from RefSeq and is a predicted model, not a curated record. The transcript is spliced from 3 exons. Gene Ontology annotation, molecular function: protein binding. The coding region runs from base 1 to 1500 and encodes 499 amino acids. NCBI's taxonomy places the organism in Eukaryota, Viridiplantae, Streptophyta, Magnoliopsida, Myrtales, Myrtaceae.